Messenger RNA from Ogataea haglerorum, 1293 nucleotides. RefSeq lists its product as uncharacterized. The transcript has a single exon. Gene Ontology annotation, molecular function: agmatinase activity; metal ion binding. The coding region runs from base 1 to 1293 and encodes 430 amino acids. Lineage: Eukaryota; Fungi; Ascomycota; Pichiomycetes; Pichiales; Pichiaceae. The record is from RefSeq and is a predicted model, not a curated record.
AUGCUUCUCUCUCUUUUCCUGAGCGUCCAGGCGCUCGCGGCGCAUGUGAGACUGGACCAGAUCCCCGUCCAAGGCUUUCCAGACGUGCCCUCUGCGCUCGCUCAAAAAUACCAGGACACCAAAAUCAAGUUUCUCGAGGACUACUAUAAGGUAGACCAGGAGAACGCUCUCGUUUUUGCCGACGACAUCGAGCUUCCCAAAGACCUGGCCUACCUUGCCUCCCAGCAGGUCAAGUACAGAGAUCCAGACGACACGUCCGACCUGUAUCCGGGCAGAAGCGACAGAUACAACGGCAUCUCGCAGGCAGGUUACCUGACCUACGGACACCUUCCGAUGGAGACGCACUGCUUCGACCCUGAGAAGCUGGCCGAGCUGGAACUCGACAUUGCGGUUCUUGGAGCUCCCUUCGACACGGGAAUCUCGUACAAGCCGGGCUCGCGCUUCGGACCAGACGCUAUCAGACAGGGCACGAGAAAGUUUGCUCCGGCGUACUCUCCGUACAGAGCAGGCUUCAAUGUCUGGAACAACUGGGCCAAAAUCGUGGACUGCGGCAACGUUCCGAUGACGCCGUUGGACAACAGAGUCGCUCUCGACCAGCUGUACCGGUCCGAAAGAGCUCUUCUGAACCACUCCACCACCAAAGCGAAUCCUGGAAAAUACCCCCGGUUCCUGACGCUCGGCGGCGACCACACCAUCAGCUAUUCGGGCAUCCGUGCUGCACACGAGAAAUUCGGCAAAGUCAGCGUUCUGCAUUUCGAUGCCCAUCUCGACACCGUCAAUCCGUACUACAUGAACCCGAACGUCACCGAGUAUGCUGCGCUCAACCACGGCACGUAUCUGUACUGGGCCCACAGAAAAGGGUGGACUGCUGAUAACAACAUCCACGCCGGGCUGAGAGGAUGGUACGAGGACAGAGGAGACGCUGGCCGCGACCGCUCGGAGUCGAAGUUCGCCAAGAUCAUGGCCAGAGACGUGGACAAAAUAGGGGUCCAGGGCAUAAUUGACAAAAUUAAGGAGAGACUGGGCAACUCGCCGGUGUACAUCAGCUUUGACAUUGACGUUCUGGACCCUCCGUCCGCCCCUGGCACCGGAUCCCUUGAGCCAGGCGGAUGGUCUUCCAGAGAGCUACUGGAGAUUAUCGACGGUUUGGCCGGCCUGUAUGUGGUCGGCGCCGACGUGACGGAGGUUUCUCCGUGGGGCGACUCCACCAACGAUGUUACCUCCAUUAUGGCCGGAGAGGUGGCCCGGUCGAUUCUGGGACUGAUGGUUCUCACCCCGGAAUUGAGGGAGUAG